Molecule: messenger RNA, 3664 nt
Organism: Cydia splendana
Lineage: Eukaryota; Metazoa; Arthropoda; Insecta; Lepidoptera; Tortricidae
Product: RUN and FYVE domain-containing protein 2
Exons: 10
Coding region: 333-2069 (578 amino acids)
Cellular component (GO): cytoplasm
Molecular function (GO): metal ion binding
Source: RefSeq, a predicted model, not a curated record
CUGGACAAUCCACAUGCAAUGUAUUUCUCAACUCUCCUCAAAGAUGGCAGCACAAGUUGCAAGUAUUGAUUUUUUGCCUCCUAUGUUGGAGGUAGUCAUGCUGUGGAAAAUCAAUAUUGUUUGUUCCCAAUUCGGUGGAAAAGUUAUUCUGCAUCGUGAAAAGUAAGACGCAAAUUGCAGAUUUAGCAAAAAACGUGGUUCUGGAUUACCUGUAUUUACACUAUCUUGUGGAGAUUGAGAGCUUUACACAGUGAAAUGUAUUCGACGGAGUGAUUCGAGAUUCACCUUCGCGUGUUCGUUGUUUCGCUUGAAAGUUUAUUUGCCACUUUAUUAUGCGUUCGUUGACCGCGGUCCACGGGCACCCUCUGCCUGAGCUAGGCGUUCCCUCCAACAUCAAUCAGGGCGACGGGAACGGAGACGACAUGGCCGGCGCGCAGGACACCAUCUACCUCUGCAACUUCCGCGUCUCGGUCGACGGAGAGUGGCUCUGUCUAAAGGAAUUGCAAGACAUGGAAAUGCAGGAUUCCUAUAUAAAGCCUGCCGAGCCGGGCGUUAUCACCUCGCCCGACGAUCCUAUGCAUUCUUUAAUGGCACGUGACCCCGUAGUCAUAGAGCGCAGCAACCUGGUGAAUAUCUCCAAGUUGAUCGUUAAGGAGCUAAUCGAACAAUCGCUCCGAUAUGGACGGAUGUUGGACAGCGACCAUCUGCCGCUGCACCACUUCUUCAUCGUCCUCGAACAUGUCAUGCGCCACGGACUUAAACCGAAAAAGCAUUUGCAGGGUCUUCUUGGUCCUAAAAAGGAGCUGUGGGAUAUUCUUCAGAUGGUUGAAAAAUACUCGCCAGAAGCAGCCGAUAUUACCGCCAGUGUCCGAGAUCUUCCAACCGUCAAAACCGCAAUGGGCCGUGCGCGCGCCUGGCUCCGACUCGCGCUGAUGCAGAAGCGCCUCGCGGACUACAUGCGACUCCUGCUGGAGCAUCGAGAGGACACGCUCGAGGAAUACUUCGAGCCGCAUGCCCUUAUGCUGAACGACGAGGCAGUGAUCAUCACGGGGCUGCUCGUCGGCCUCAACGUCGUCGACUGCAAUCUGUGUGUCAAGGAGGAAGAUUUGGAUAGCCAGCAAGGCGUGAUUGAUUUCUCGCUCUACCUCCGAGGCAGCAACUCCUCCAACGACCUGACCACGACCACCAACAACGCCAACACGGAGCCGAAGCAGCGGCACAUCAACACCAUGUUAGAUCAGAAGAACUACAUCGAGGAACUCAAUCGGCAUCUCAACGCAACGGUAGCUAAUCUCCAAGCCAAAGUUGAAAGUCUGACUACAACGAACGCCUUAAUGAAGGAGGACUUAGCGAUCGCCAAAAACACAAUGAUCACUUUGGUCGAGGAGAAUAAUCAACUAAAACAUGCAUUGGGUCAAGACAUCACUAAAGAUAGUAGGAUGAAAGUAACUGAGCUGCAGUCGGAUGAAGAGGAAAAACGCAGCGUCAAGAGUGUCACGUCUGAUAAGACUAAGAAUGAGAAAGAUAGCGAAUUAGGUCGAGUACUGGAGGAAGAAAGGAAGAAAAAUGUAGAGCUGCAAAGAGAACUGGAUUUACAGAUUUCAUUAAAAGCUGAGAUGGAGGUAGCUAUGAAGUUAUUGGAAAAAGACAUACAUGAUAAACAAGACACAAUAAUAUCUCUACGACGACAACUUGAUGAUAUCAAAUUAAUUAAUUUGGAAAUGUACAAAAAAUUACAGGAAUGCGAGAUGGAAUUGACGCAGAAGGGCGAAAUCGUGGCCAGGCUGCAAGACAAGGCCGAGCAAAUCGGCAAAAUACUCAGCAACAUUGAGAAAUAUAACCACUUCCUAGGACCCGACCACGACCUGGUCAAAGCGCUCAGAUCUCCCACUACUAACGAGAAUAAUCUAGGCGAAAAGUUAGAGAAACUCAAACCUGAUAACUUAGGUCAAAAGAGCUCGAAGGCGAAGGACGAAGGCCCACCGAAUAAAAAACUAAACCUCCAGGAAAUACCACCGUUCAGACGAACCGCAAACAAAGAUAAACCUGUUGCCCAAAUGAGAGAAUAACUCCAAUAAACUAUUCGUCUCUUAAAAUGUUAUUGUACAAAUUAUCGUUCUGGUUAUGCUCAGCUCGUCGUACAUUGUUACUGAUACAUUGAGGUGGUAUUUCCUGAUUAAAUCGCCACAGAAAUGUACUAACAAUAUUUCUUAUAACGAUAUAUACAUAUUUACUAACGGUUAUAAAGUAUGUUCAACGUUUAGAGAGCGUACCUACUCGCAUCUUAAAACAAUCAUGAUAUGCCAUGCUUAGACUGUAUAUUUCCGCUUGUUACUAACAAUUUUGGACGCACUAUGAACUUAAUGUUAUAAUAAUGCAGCUAUAUUUUAUUGGCCUUGUUUUAGGAAUGUGAAAGUUCCUUGAAACAUAAAACAGAGCUAAUAGCCAAAUUGGAAGCAAAGACUGAAUCAAUGGGCAGCACGAUACAUCAGCUUGAUGAGAAGUAGGUUCCAAACUUUUUACUAUGACAGCAUCAGGCUGCGGGAGGCCCCAGUCUGCGGCGGACUAGAGACCCCACAACACCGUAAUGUCACAGACAAGUGCUAUAACAAAUACGAGAUGACCUGCAGGCAUUGCCGUGGAGAUGCUUUCAAUGUUUCUCGUCCGUGGCCGGCCGGCCUUCCGUCAAUGAGAGUGCCUAGACUUUACGCUAUCCAUUGUACUAUUCAUGUAUGUAAUGCUUGACAUAUCAAUAUUGGAAGCACUUAGGUGUGCCGCAAUGCACAGCUUGCGUGAAGUUGACUAGCGUCGUACGUAGCUGUUUCUACCCGCUCGGUAUUGGCAAACCCCCACAAUUUGUGAACAAUGUUUUGAUAGUAUAUUUUUGGACUAUGUAACUGGAUUGGACUCUUAAGGGUUUUUACACGGAGGCUAUGCUAAUAUUGCUUUAGCUUCUCGUUGCUGUGAUUAUACAAUCUUCUGAUUGUUAUAUUUCAUUGAGACAUGUUGCGUUAAAGUUAGACCAGGAUUAGUCUGCAACGAUUUUGAUAUCACACGCAGUGUAAGUGUUAUUUAUACGUCAUAAUUUCAUAAAAAUUUGACGUUUAAAAUAACACUUGCACUGCGUGUGCUAUCAAAAUCGUAGCAGACUCGUCUUGGUCUGACUGUAUUUGUAUUAAGUUUGAUUAAUUUAUAUAAUUAUAUGAUCUGUUUAGCGGAAUCUACUAAUUCGUUGAAAUAUAUUUGAUUACUCUAUUGAGCUAUAAGAUGUAUUAUUAUUUUAUUUUAUACUAAAUUAACAAAAAUGUUUGAUAAUUGUUAGACGUACAAUAAAAUAAUAGUGGCAUUAUUAAACAUGAUGUAGAAACUAAAAUUAUUUUGUAAAAUUAACUAUAUACAUAGUUGUAUUUACAGUAUUAUUAUUGUACCUUGCUACAUCGACGAGCUAUUAAUUGUAGGGAUGGUUUGAUCUCAUUGGUUGAAUUAUAAAACUCAAUUAUACUUAGCACUUACUAAUUAUAUGUAAUGUGAUCAAAAUGCUUGAUAUUCUUAAGCAAAUGUGAAGGGAUCCAGUGAUAGAAGUUGAGAUUCCUAUUCAUAGUUUUGUAAUUCCGAGAUACUAGCUAUGUAAAAUUAUAUUUAUAAUAAAGCAUAUUCAGUCGCA